AUGAAGAUCAUGAAAAGGAAGAUGAACAGGAACAAGGAAAAGAAAAAGAAGAAGAAGAAAAAGGAAAAGAAGAAAAGGAAGAGCAGACCCAAGAACAUGAAAAACAGUCAGGUAGUGAUUCGUCGAAUAACAGUGAACAUGGAGAUGAAAAAGAGGAUGAGAACCACAAACCAGACACUACUGUGGAGUAAUAAGCUAAUAAAGCGACAAUUCUGUACACAACAGAGCGUAUAUAACAGACAAAUGCAUACUAAGCAAUUUUUAUGA
Molecule: messenger RNA, 267 nt
Organism: Blastocystis hominis
Lineage: Eukaryota; Bigyra; Opalinata; Blastocystidae
Exons: 2
Coding region: 1-267 (88 amino acids)
Source: RefSeq, a predicted model, not a curated record